This is a messenger RNA of Mastomys coucha (southern multimammate mouse), 1860 nucleotides long. RefSeq names its product canopy FGF signaling regulator 3 (gene Cnpy3). Gene Ontology annotation, molecular function: signaling receptor binding. Bases 102 to 935 code for a protein of 277 amino acids. NCBI's taxonomy places the organism in Eukaryota, Metazoa, Chordata, Mammalia, Rodentia, Muridae. The transcript is spliced from 6 exons. Gene Ontology annotation, cellular component: endomembrane system. The record is from RefSeq and is a predicted model, not a curated record.
AGGCACGUGUGCAGUCCCGGAAGCGGCCGGGGGAAGCUGCUCCGUGCGCGCCGCCGGAGGAAGCGUCGUCGGGUCCGCUCUGCUCCGGGUCCGGCUGGGCCAUGGAGUCCACGUCUGAGCUCGCGCCCCGCUGCCUCCUGCUUCCCUUGCUGCUGCUGCUGCUGCCGCUAAUCCUUCCUGCCUCGAAGCUGGGCCCGAGCCCCGCCGGGGCCGAGGAGACCGACUGGGUGCGACUGCCCAGCAAAUGCGAAGUGUGCAAGUAUGUGGCCGUGGAGCUGAAGUCAGCUUUUGAGGAAACGGGGAAGACCAAGGAAGUGAUUGACACCGGCUAUGGCAUCCUGGACCGGAAGGCCUCUGGAGUCAAGUACACCAAGUCGGACUUACGGUUAAUUGAAGUCACUGAGACCAUUUGCAAGAGGCUUCUGGACUACAGCCUGCACAAGGAGAGGACUGGCAGCAACCGGUUUGCCAAGGGUAUGUCGGAGACCUUUGAGACGCUGCACAACCUAGUCCACAAAGGGGUCAAGGUGGUGAUGGAUAUCCCCUAUGAGCUAUGGAAUGAGACCUCGGCUGAGGUGGCUGACCUCAAGAAGCAGUGUGAUGUGCUGGUGGAAGAGUUUGAAGAGGUGAUUGAGGACUGGUACAGGAACCACCAGGAGGAAGACCUGACUGAAUUCCUCUGUGCCAACCACGUGCUGAAGGGCAAGGACACGAGUUGCCUGGCAGAGCGGUGGUCUGGCAAGAAGGGGGACAUAGCCUCCCUGGGAGGGAAGAAAUCCAAGAAGAAGCGCGCCAGGGCCAAGGGCUCCACUGGUGGUGGCAGUAGCAAGCAGAGGAAGGAACUGGGGGGACUGGAGGAGGAUGCCAACCCCGAGGAGGAAGAGGGUGUGCAGAAGGCAUCUCCCCUCCCACACAGCCCCCCUGAUGAGCUGUGAGCCCAACUUAGUAUCCUUGAAUCAAGACCCCUAACUUCAGAGCUGAAGAGCUUGAGACACAUGCAGCUCCAGCAAGGAUGGCUGCUGUCCAGCUUCAGGUCUCUCCCUUGGCUCUGUCCUCUUCCUUCCCUUGAACAACGGCAAGAGGUAGAAGGAUCUGGGGUACUGGGAGACCCUACCCCAAAGGGAAGAGGAGGAGGAUGAGCAGAAGGCAGCUCUCUUUCUAAACGGUCCUCCUCAUGAGCCCUGGGUCCCACCCAGCAUCCCCAGGCUGAGACUCCUGACCUUGAAGCUGAAGAGCAUGAGGCACAUAGCUGCUCGCCAGCACCCCUUCACCCAGGAUGGACAGAGCCCCAGGAAGGACUCAGUGCAGCCUUAGCCUGCCUCUUCCCUCCACCAAGCAUUCCCUUCUGCUGGUCCUUGUUGGAAUUUCAGAACUAUCAAGAAGAACUCAGGAGGUGUGGCACAAAGGGGCUGGACACCAGAGCUAGAGCCACGCCAGAGCCUGCGGAGAGGGCACCUCACCUGACCCCACUGGGAAGCAAAACUGGAGCUCCCAUGUCCACCCACUCCUCCUGAGGACACCUCAUGCUCUGCCCAGCCCUUCUCCCAGGGCUACCAGAGUGAACACCUUUUGGCCUUUCUUGGUUACUGGGCCCUCUUCAGCCUCCAGAGUGUCCCCUCAUCAAUCUUUUCUGCCUACAUCCCCCAGUCCCAGGGCCUGGAAGGCUGUCACCAUCAUUGGUGGCUUAACCUGCCAGUUACUAGGAGGAGCAGGUGCUGGGAGCGUCCGGGGUUGGUUUGUUGCCACUCACUCACUGGUUCUGAACCUUCUAACACUGCAGUCCCUUAAUACAGUUCCUCUUGUUGUGGUGAUCCCCUUUCUUCCCCCCACCAUAAAAUUAUUUUCAUUGCUGUUUCAUAA